Molecule: messenger RNA, 420 nt
Organism: Loa loa (African eye worm)
Lineage: Eukaryota; Metazoa; Nematoda; Chromadorea; Rhabditida; Onchocercidae
Exons: 2
Coding region: 1-420 (139 amino acids)
Source: RefSeq, a predicted model, not a curated record
AUGCAGGACAAAGGAGAAUAUAACAAGCAUUUCCAAACGCACAAUAAACCAUUUCUCUACCAAUGCAAAAACCCCGGUUGUGGGAAAAAAUUCAUCCAUCCAUCAUCAUUCUCCAUGCACAAGAAAUCCUGUCAACACGAACCUCAGAGCCCAACAGAACAAAAUCCACAAUUGGGACAUACUUUGCCAGACACACGAAGCCAUAUCAUUGCCGAUCAAUAUUCAGUAGAUCAACAAGAUCAUUCAAGUGAUGAGCAUCCUUCAGAAAACUUUAUUAACCUCGACAAGCCUGAUGAUAGCAUCUUCGAUGAUCUUAACAUCCCCGAUAAUGUUGUUGUUAACAUCGAAGAUAUUAAUCUUGAAAACUUUGACAAUGACAACCUUAGUGGUAACAUCGUCGACGAUAUCUCUCGUUUCUAA